CCGCUCUUUAGGCUCCUUCCUUCCUUGCUCAAUCUCUCUCUCUCUCUCAUCGAUCGUCGGAGAUUGUUUGGUCCCCUUCGAUUUGUGACGAUUUCGUUUUUAAUCAUCAGUUUUCUCCAUUUUCCAAGGAGGAGCCAUGGGUUGGAAAGCUGCUGAGAAACUCAUCAGACACUGGAAGAUACUUCGAGGGGAUAAUGUAAUGAUAAUUCGUGGCAAAGAUAAGGGUGAGACUGGAACCAUAAAGCGCGUCAUCCGAUCCCAAAAUCGUGUCAUUGUUGAAGGAAAGAAUCUGAUCAAGAAGCAUAUAAAGGGAGGCCCUGAUCAUGAAGGUGGAAUUUUCACGGUAGAGGCUCCUCUUCACGCCUCUAAUGUCCAAGUUGUUGAUCCAGUCACUGGGAGGCCUUGUAAGGUUGGUGUCAAGUACCUAGAGGAUGGAACAAAAGUAAGAGUAGCCAGAGGCACAGGCACAUCUGGUUCCAUCAUUCCUCGCCCUGAGAUUCUAAAGAUAAGGGCUACACCAAGACCCGCAACUGCUGGCCCCAAGGACACACCAAUGGAGUAUGUCUGGGAGCAGACAUAUGAUGCUAAAACAGGAAAGGGCAUGCCUGAUCUUUGAGCUGAAGCCUCUUUACAGUUUCGUUCCAAAAAUGUUGCUGCUCCUAAAUAGAUUCUUCAUUUUCCAAUCCAUUAUAGUUUGAUUUGGGUCAAGAGCUGUGAGGCUUUGUUGAAAGAACCUUUGAUCCUGGCUGAAACGGAGUCGUUUAUUUCAUUGAUCUUGUGAACUUUUCAAUUUGGCUAUGACUCUUGACUCUGA
Messenger RNA from Arabidopsis lyrata subsp. lyrata, 814 nucleotides. Its product is annotated as 50S ribosomal protein L24. Gene Ontology annotation, cellular component: ribosome; mitochondrion. The record is from RefSeq and is a predicted model, not a curated record. The coding region runs from base 137 to 616 and encodes 159 amino acids. The transcript has 6 exons. NCBI's taxonomy places the organism in Eukaryota, Viridiplantae, Streptophyta, Magnoliopsida, Brassicales, Brassicaceae. Gene Ontology annotation, biological process: translation. Gene Ontology annotation, molecular function: structural constituent of ribosome; RNA binding.